Messenger RNA from Cygnus olor (mute swan), 4795 nucleotides. It is a transcript of the gene PCYT1B, whose product is annotated as phosphate cytidylyltransferase 1B, choline. Gene Ontology annotation, molecular function: phosphatidylcholine binding; choline-phosphate cytidylyltransferase activity. The record is from RefSeq and is a predicted model, not a curated record. Gene Ontology annotation, biological process: CDP-choline pathway. NCBI's taxonomy places the organism in Eukaryota, Metazoa, Chordata, Aves, Anseriformes, Anatidae. The transcript is spliced from 8 exons. The coding region runs from base 1220 to 2344 and encodes 374 amino acids.
AACAUUAUUUUCCUUCUCCACAAGAACUCCUUUGCAUUAGUAAGAGGAAAAAAUUAACAAACCUACUAGACAUUGACGCUUCUAACUUACUUACCCAGUUCUUGCUACAGCACUGUACACCUCACAGCUGCACCUUGUCUCAGAUGCAAUCAGAAAGCCCACCCUAGGCACACAUAGCAGCUCGCUGGCACCACAAGAGAGAGCCCUGCUCCCCCAGCCAACCCAACAGGCAGCGCACCCAUUUCCAGGCACGCAGAGGGAGAGAGGGAGAGACCACCCCUCUUGGCAAUCAAUAGCUAGCUGCAGGUCAGCCUAGCUGUAGCACACCCACGUCCUUGGAAGCACUGACAGCUGUAAGAAGAAUGCCUGUCUGACCUACAGAUGUCAUUUCAUUUGGUGCAGUGCAUCCAUGCCUUUUUUUUCCCCCCUUUUUAAAAAAUACUCACAAAUAAGACCACAUGACUGAGCAUGAAGCGGAGUUCAAACUCAAGGUAGUCAAUUUCUUAAGCUACAAUAGACAUUUGUAAAAUAACAAUGUCAGAAGAUUGUUCGGUUUGAAUAAAAAUAAAGCGAUAUUGCAUUUCACAUAUAUCUAUCUAGCUGAUGAUCUUUCCCUGACUUAGUGAUGUUCAAUUGACUGGAUUUUAACACUUCUGAUUAAAAUAAAACAGUACCCUUUGUCAGCUGUCAAACACAGAGUGCAAUGUUAGUCAUUCAGGUGAUGCUAUGGUUUGAGCCGGUACACAGUGAUACAGUUAAUUGAUCAAACUGGAGUUGUUGCCAUAGCUCCAUUGUGGGACAGCACAGAUCACACAAAAGCCUUUUUCAUGAAUGCUAGUUCAAUCCUGACAUUCAUCUCUGACCAUAACAAGAAGGUAUCUGUUUCCCAGAGCAUAGCACAACAAGCAUUUAAGUGAUGCAGGGAAAGAGGAAAAAAAAAGGGGGGGGGGGGGGGAGGGGGGAACCAUGACAGUUUGUUUUGGAAAAGCAAAAUAACCCAGCAACAUUUGGGACUUCCUCUGCUAAACAGCUUUAUCACAGAUUACUCUGAGCUGGUCUUUAGCCUUCCUUGGGACACUCGUAUAAGAGCAACUUGGCAUGACCUUUUCUCAAUUGUCUUUUAAGUAAAAGAAGUGGGAAUUUCACUGUGCAGCUUCAAGCCACUCAAAGAAAGUGUGAUAGCUACAGAAAAAAGCAUGAGAGAAGCACAGUAACGAAGAUGGUAGGCAGCCAAAAGCGCAGUGCAGAAGAGGAAGCUCAGGAAACCUGCACUUCCAGACUGCAACGAAAGACUCUGACGGCACCUGCCCCAUUUGCAGAUGAAACAAGCUGUCAGUGCCGAGCACCCCACGAGAAGCUAACCAUUGCACAAGCCCGCCUGGGAACACCAGUUGACAGACCUGUCAGAGUGUAUGCAGAUGGGAUAUUUGACCUCUUCCACUCUGGCCAUGCUAGAGCUCUUAUGCAAGCCAAAACUCUAUUCCCAAAUAGCUACUUAUUAGUAGGAGUUUGCAGUGAUGAUUUAACUCAUAAGUUCAAAGGCUUCACUGUGAUGAACGAAACUGAGAGAUACGAAGCCCUCAGGCACUGUCGCUAUGUGGAUGAGGUCAUCAGAGAUGCACCCUGGACGCUGACACCGGAGUUUCUUGAAAAACAUAAGAUUGACUUUGUAGCCCACGAUGACAUCCCGUACUCCUCCGCUGGCUCGGAUGAUGUAUACAAGCACAUAAAGGAGGCAGCUACCUGCCACAGUGCCCGGUCCUGCCGUGCUUUCCCAGCUGGCUUUCUUUUCCCACUUUGCUCAGGGAUGUUCGUACCAACGCAGAGAACUGAGGGCAUCUCAACGUCAGAUAUCAUCACAAGGAUCGUCCGGGACUAUGACGUGUAUGCCCGACGCAACCUCCAACGGGGAUACACCGCCAAAGAGCUGAAUGUUAGUUUUAUAAACGAAAAGAAAUACCGCUUUCAAAACCAAGUGGACAAAAUGAAAGAAAAAGUAAAGAAUGUGGAAGAAAAAUCAAAAGAAUUUGUUAACAAGGUGGAAGAGAAGAGCCAUGACCUCAUUCAGAAAUGGGAAGAAAAGUCCAGGGAAUUUAUCGGCAACUUUUUAGAGCUGUUUGGACCUGAUGGAGCUUUGAAGCAGAUGUUCCAGGAGCGAAGUGGCCGAAUGCUCCAGGCUUUCUCUCCGAGGCAGAGCCCAACCAGCAGCCCUACGCGAGGCCGCUCUCCGUCCCGUUCGCCGUCCCCACCCUGGGUCUUCAAUAAAGCCUCCCCUCCCUCUUCUCCAAAAGCUGCCUCCGCCUCCCUCAGCAGCAUGAGCGAGGGAGACGAGGACGAGAAGUAAAAUAAAGAUAUAUUUUUUUAACCAUGAGACAGAAGAACAAGCUAUGAACUCAACCGCUGGAUGGGGAGAAGCGCGAGGACCAUCUGGGGUCCCUCUGACAGCAGGGAACGUGCCCUGGGAGAUGUCGAAAACAGACUGGAGCACAGCAAGGGAGAUCUCAGGAAGAGCUGAUCCCACCCCCGCUCCCUCGCGGUGCCUGGAGGCCCCACCAGCAGCGCUUGCCCGGCACCGUACCGGGGACUGGCAGCAAAGCACCCGCCUCCGUGCACGUCCUGUCCUCCCCAGCGCUGCCGCUUUCUGCCCCGCGGGCUGGCCGGGCCGGCGGGACCCGCACCGAGCCCAUAGGCAGCACAGGCAAAGCCACGGCCGCUGCAUCAGACCCUGCUAACCCUGAGCUCUUCCAGCACGGGAAGGAAGGGCGUUGCUGCAGCAAACGUGUUCCGAAAGGGGGAAGGAAAUUUCACACCUCUUUCUGUUUGAAGGAAGUCUGCCCAGAGCCCAAACCGUGCCAGCAAAGCGGAGAGCUGCCCAGUUGGGUUUACGGAAGGUCGUUCGAUGCAUUCAGGCUGCGCAAUGUUGCUUGUUGACCAAGCCUCUGUCCAGGGCAUACAUAGAGAUUCAGGCUGUACCGACCCCCUUUGCUUUCUCAGAGUGUUCCCCAUGUUCCUAGUGCCUGAACAGCUGCCUGACAACUUCUGUUCUGCUCCCCGUUUUUGCACUUUGGAGACAAGUAAGUAAAUGAAGACUGUCCUAACUGGAAUGUUUUGCUGUGGGAAAUAGCUGGUUUGAAGGCCGUGAUGGUUUUCACUGGUGAAUUCCAGAAAUGCACGUGGGAUCCCACAGCCUAAGAACAAACCUCUCUCCCAGGAACCCUGCUGCUCCCAGACAGGCAUUGCCGAGCGACGACCCCAGCAGUGCUACUGUCCUCACAUGCUACUAAUCCAAUUAGAUUUAAAUUUCUCGUAAAACCCUGAACAAGAUGUGUUCAUAGACACGCUGCCCCUGCACGGGGUCCCGAGGCCAUUCCUCUAUCCCAACCCGGAGAAGAGGCUGGAAAACACAAUGGAAACCCUUUAAACGGGAUUAGGCAUGGGGAUUUUUUCCCUCCUGCUGUGACACCCGUCUGUCCCCAGGCAGAACCACAGCAACAGUAGCACUGAUGCAGCUUUCCCCUGCCCCUGAUGCUCCAGCUGAUCUCCUUCCAGCUCGGCAGCGAGAAGCCUGCCAGCCUGGCUCCACUCAGUCCCUCAGCUGGCACCGGUGAGGGGGCUGCAGGCCCGCGGGGUUUCUGAGCAUGGAGGCAGCCCCAUCCCUGAGGAAGCUGCAGGAAGCGCCCAGCCCGCGGUGCUCGGGUCGAGCUGUGAAGCAGCAAUGGGAUUCUGCGCCAGGGCAAAGCCUUGCCCGUAUGGAGCCCUGAAGGAAGAGCCCGAGCGCGCCCUGCAGCAGCCCUCCUUCCCGAGGGACGUGCCGGGUAACUGCUUUCCCUCCCUCCCAAACUCUCCAGACAGAAAUCGCAGCCCCUUGCAUCAAGCACCGAAUUAGCCCUGUGUUUAGUUCCCUCCCCACAGCUUUCACCUACGGGAUAAGGGAUGAAGGGGUAACCGAUUUGCCUUCGGGAACACUUUGCCAGACACAGCUCUGACUACCGCAAGACCAACCAGUAUCUCACGGCACUCUUUGUCUUCUGGAGCCCAGCGGGGUCCUUCGCAGAGCCGCACAGAGGCCAUCAGGGAACAGGGUGACUGCUGCUUCCACGGGGCAGCGCAAGGAGAGCCGCGGCUCGUCCAGCUGCUGCCAGCUGUGCGCCUGAUGGGGCGAUGCAAUUAAGACCUUCCUCAGCCUUAGGCAACCUGUUACUGUAAUUUCGCACCUGGGAUGCACUCGUCGUUCUCUGAUCCUUUGCAAGUCUAAGUCUUCCCAUCGCAACCCGCUCCUCCACCAUGGAACUGUCUGCUCUCUACUGGUGCUGUUUACACAACGAGCCAUGUCCAAGUGCAAUGGAGGGGGGCAGGUUCUUCUUGUUCUCCAGUUCCACUGUUUGUCUGAAUUCCAUAACGCUUUCUGUCCAGCAGCCCCUGUUCAGCAGUUUGAGCGGAAGACAGCAUCCGUGACUUGUAAAUAGGACCUGGAGAAAAACUCAGCGGCGUGACCUCUUUGUAGCGGGAGCUGUUUCUCAGUCACAGGUGGCUACCCCGUGACAAAGCCAUAUACUGUACCAGGCGUCCUCCUCACGUUUAGGACAUCAAAGCUGAAGCCUUUUACCCCGCUGGUACAGGCACCGAUAUCCACACGCUUUCUCCAGCAAACCAGAACCUCAUUGGCUUUGGACACGUGGAGGGCAAUUUUGCACUUCUGAGUCAUGGUUGGGUUUUAUUUUUCAUGAGUGUUGCUUUAAUUCAGUCCUAUUUAUCAGCCAAGCUCCACAUGAAAAAUAAAACAGCAUACAACAGA